This is a messenger RNA of Syzygium oleosum, 1581 nucleotides long. Its product is annotated as receptor-like protein 6. Bases 1 to 1581 code for a protein of 526 amino acids. The record is from RefSeq and is a predicted model, not a curated record. Lineage: Eukaryota; Viridiplantae; Streptophyta; Magnoliopsida; Myrtales; Myrtaceae. The transcript has a single exon. Gene Ontology annotation, molecular function: protein binding.
AUGGAAUUCAAGAGAAGUUUCAGAACCGACAAGACAGAUUCGCGAUGCGUUUAUCCAAAGGUCCACUCUUGGUCUAUGGAUGGAAGUGGAGAUUGUUGUUCGUGGGACGGCAUCGAAUGUGAUGAGGUCACCGGCCGAGUGAUUGCCCUCAACCUCAGUAGCAGUUGUCUCUCGGGCACCAUGAGUCCCAACACCACUCUCUUUCGACUCGUUCACGUGGAGUCGCUCAAUCUCGCUUACAACAGCUUCAACUUCUCCCCAAUCCCGUACGGCUUCAGCAAUCUUUCGAGGUUACAAUACCUUAAUCUCUCCCACUCGGAUUUUUCCGGUGAAAUUCCUCACGAUAUCUCGCAGCUAUCCUGGUUAGUUUCUCUCGAUUUGUCCACUUCUUGGGGCUUGACACUUCAUUUGCUCAACAUGGGCGACCUUGUUCAUAAUUCGACUGGGCUAAAAGAAAUCGAUCUUUCUUCUGUAAGCUUGUCAUCACCUGUCCCUCAUGUGCUAGCGAAUUUCUCUUCCUUGACAUCGCUUCGGCUUGGAAAUUGUCGAUUGAAUGGAGACUUUCCGGUCAGCAUCUUUCAGAUGCCAAACUUGGAAAUCCUUGACAUUUCUCUGAAUCCCAACCUUUCUGGUUUUUUUCCCAAACCGCAUUGGGGUUCUCCAUUGAAAUUGUUAUACCUUUCCUCGACCGACUUCUCGGGAGAAAUACCCGCUUCGAUCGGAAAUCUUAGUCUCUUGAAUGAGUUAGACGCUAGCCACUGCUCUUUUUCGGGACUUCCCUCUUCAUUGGGUAAUCUUUCUCAUCUCACUGCACUAGACCUUCGCAGAAAUGACUUGCUAGAUCAAAUCCCUGUUUCCGAGCUUGGAUAUUGUGGAUUGAAUGGAGACUUUCCAGUCAGCAUUUUUCAGCUGCCAAACUUGGAAGUCCUUGACAUUAGUGGCAAUUCCAACCUUUCUGGUAUUCUUCCCAAACCGCAUUGGGGUUCUCCAUUGAAAUCCAUAAACCUUUACAAUACCAAAUUCUCAGGAGAAAUACCCUCUUCGAUUGGAAAUCUUAGUCUCUUGAAUGAGUUAGACGCUAGUGAGUGCCAUUUUUCGGGAUCGCUUCCCUCUUCAUUGGGGAAUCUUUCUCAUCUCACUACACUAGUCCUUUACGGAAAUAACUUGCAAGGUCAAAUCCCUGUUUCCUUUGCUGAUCUUACCCAGCUAUCGCAGCUAAUCCUCUCUUCCAAUAACUUGAGUGGUGAUACUUUGGAGUGGGUGGUCAACUUGACAAAACUUACGGACUUGGAAAUUUCAGGUAAUAGUUUCUUCCUCUCUGCCGGUUCGGUCGGAUCUCUUUCCUUCUCUCUCUGUGCAACUCCAUGGUAUCACCGAUCUCUCGAGGUCCACCGCCGCUCGCUCCCUCCCCGACCACCUCCAAAACCGCAGCCGCAGCGACCACGAGCGAAACCAGAGACAGGGACUUCCUCCUCCACCUCGAUGCCUACCUCGCAAUCCUCUCCUCCUCCCUCCUACCCGAAACCCUACCCCUCCAUCGACGACCGCCACUCGAGUGUUCUGUCGAAGAUCAGCGCGUAG